Molecule: messenger RNA, 2543 nt
Organism: Pungitius pungitius (ninespine stickleback)
Lineage: Eukaryota; Metazoa; Chordata; Actinopteri; Perciformes; Gasterosteidae
Gene: ldlrad4b
Product: low density lipoprotein receptor class A domain containing 4b
Exons: 8
Coding region: 981-1952 (323 amino acids)
Biological process (GO): negative regulation of transforming growth factor beta receptor signaling pathway
Cellular component (GO): Golgi membrane; early endosome membrane
Molecular function (GO): R-SMAD binding
Source: RefSeq, a predicted model, not a curated record
CCGCACUGUGCAGGAGCGGGGCUGAGCGUCUGUUUUGCUUCCCCAGACUGGGAACCACUGAAGCAGUGGGACUGGACGUCUAGCGACACAACGUCACAGGCUUUAGGACGCGAGCAGACGCGUCAGUGGCUGCAUUCACAGGUAGAGGCGGCCCCGGACGACGCGUUCCCUGCUGCAGGUAUUCCUCCGCAUGAAAGCAGUCGGAUUUGUGUAGAAAGUCAAACUACAGCAUCGCCGGUGUAGGACGGGGAGGUUCCAGAGAGUUCCAUGAUGAGAAGACCAUGCUUUAAUCAGUAAAAAUCAGAUGUGAUCUAUUCAGUCCAGGGGCCACCUUGACAGAGCCGAGGGUUGAAGCGCUCUCUACGGAAGCGGGGGAAGGCGUCCGGCCGUCUUUGGCUGCAGAGCUGUGGUGCCAGUGUGAGGGAGCCUUGUGCUGAUCUCGGGACUGCAAUGGGACAAAAGACAUAAGAGGAGUAAAAGAGGAAAGCCCCCCCAUGCCAGUGAAAAGGCUCAAAGAAUCGGAGGACACGGCGUGUUGAUUAGAGCAGAAUUCACGAGGAGGCAGAGGCAGACGGAGAGAUAUAUCGAUUAUUAGCCUGCAGCCAGACAGGAAAGGGCCAAAAAUUGAGUGACUCAAAACCCACACAAACCCCUCCAUGCCCUCCUUCAGUGCGCCAUCACCCCACUGCACCAGAUCGGCGUCCCCACUGAGGCGCUGACAAGUCGGGCCGGCUCGUGCUCGCCACUCAGGAGUGACGCGGCGGCCCGCCCGUUUGCAGAGCUCGACAGACGGCAGGCCUCCCACUCCUCGCACAUGGACUGUUGAUGAAGAAAGAUGGCAGUGAGACCGGCAGGCGCCGCCCCUUCCUCUUGGCCCCCCUCCCUCCCCCCAGCGGCCGUGGCUUGGAGCGGUUGAGGUUUUUCCGUUGGCAUCCAUUGAAUCAUCGGCAGCAGUCUGGCAGAGCGCGGGAAGGGGCAGCAUGCAGGAAACUGACGUACCGGCCACAAAUGCCUUCAAAGAGUGCAAGUUCCACUGCACCAAUGGGAAUUGUUUGCGUCUGGGCUCGCUGAUCUGCAACCAGCUGAAUAACUGCGGGGACAACAGCGAUGAGGAGAACUGCCCCGUGGUCACCCAGCACCCUCCGCCGGGCAUCUUCAACUCUGAACUGGAGUUCGUUCAGAUUGUCAUCAUCAUCGUGGUGAUGACAGUGAUGGUGGUGGUGAUCAUCUGCCUGCUCAACCACUACAAGCUCUCCUCCUGGUCCUUCAUUACGCGCCAGAGCCAGGCCCGCAGGCACGAGCAUGCCCUGCAGCAGGACGGGUGUCUGUGGCCUUCAGACAGCAGCUCUCGACAAGGUGCCUCGGAGGUGUUGUAUGCCCCCCAUGCCAGGGAUCGCUUUACUGCUCCCUCCUUCAUGCAGCGUGACCGCUUCAGUCGCUUCCAGCCCACCUACCCCUACCUGCAGCACCAGAUCGACCUGCCGCCCACAAUCUCGCUGUCGGAUGGCGAGGAGCCACCGCCCUAUCAGGGGCCCUGCACCCUGCAGCUCCGCGACCCCGAGCAGCAGAUGGAGCUCAACCGCGAGUCAGUGAGGGCGCCGCCCAACCGGACCAUCUACGACAGUGACUUGAUCGACAUGGGGGGUGGCGGCGGCCUGUCAGGGGUGGGGUUAGGAGGGGGGGGGAUGGUAGGAGGCGGCCCGAGGCCACCGAGCAGUAACUCGGGCAUCAGCGCUACCAACUCCAGCAGCCACGGGCGCAUGGAGGGGCCCCCGCCAGCCUACAGCGAGGUGAUGGGCCACUACCCCGGCUCGGCGUUCUAUCUACACCAGCACAGCAAUAACCAGAGGGUGGGGGGGCCAGGGAGCAGGACGAUCCAGCAGCAGAGCCAAUCAGAAAGCACAAUAGUACCGGCCAAGGCCAAGGAUGGCCAACCGGAGGACCUGGUGUGAAGAGAAGAGAAGGGCAGACUGAAAGCUGCCUCUCCUAUUCACCCCAGAUCACCUGUAAGCAGUGGUCUCUCUCUCUCUCUCUCCCUUCCUCUCUCUCUCUGUCUCUCUCACGUCAUCUCUCCACACUCCCAUGCACAACUAAACAAAACAAGGAAAAAGGAACUAGGAGUUGGUUUCCUUUCAGUGUCUUUCCUGAUGUGAGGCAUUCAAACAGCUGGCCCAGCUGGGGCAGGAUGUAUCCACUGCAUGGAGAGGGUUUCUCCCUCCUCAGGAGAAAGAAACGGCUAGCACAAAUUUAACAAUUUGCGCUUCUUUUUUCUUCGUUCCAUUGGGUGACUGCUCUGUACCUGUGGAACUAAGCAUGAGUUUUUCUUUUUUUGGGACCGGGAUCUGUGCACAAAGCGAGAACUGAGAAUCAAGGACUUAUAGAGAACAAAACAAGAGACUCACAAACCCAAAUCUUAGUGCCAAGGUUCACAAGGAAGCAAAGCAAAGUGUCUGUGCGGGGGAUGACUCAUUCUAACAUUCAAAACACAAAAAAAGUUAUCUAAAAGUUGCACUAUCUUUUUGUUGUAAAAGAGAAGAGGGAAA